Messenger RNA from Dipodomys spectabilis (banner-tailed kangaroo rat), 1530 nucleotides. RefSeq names its product basic proline-rich protein-like. The record is from RefSeq and is a predicted model, not a curated record. The coding region runs from base 1 to 1530 and encodes 509 amino acids. Lineage: Eukaryota; Metazoa; Chordata; Mammalia; Rodentia; Heteromyidae. The transcript has 2 exons.
AUGGUCAAGGCUCUGGACUCCAUCUCCAGCACAGAGAGGGGGGCCCGCGUGCGGCGGCCCAGCGCAGGGACCGACGGCUCCGCGCGCGCCUCCCGCCCGGCGUCGGAGGCACCGGCGUGGCCUCGGGCUCGCGCGGGUGACUCACUGCGGGCGUCGCGGGCCCGGAGAGCCGGGGCGCGGGUCACGCCCUCGCGACGCCCAGAGGCCGGCGGACCCCGCCGGGCCCGGCAGGAAGGACCGAGGCCGGCGGGACCCCGGACGCCGCAGAGCUCGCCCGAGCCCCGGACCCCCUCCGCGGGCGGCCCCGGCCCCUCAGGCCCGCGCGGCCCCGCACCGCUCCGGCCCGCCACAGCCGCCGCCGCCCGCCGCAGGCCCGCGCGGCCCCGCCCGCCCUCUCCUCACGCCGGAAACCGCGGGCGGAAGCGCGGCGAGACGGCCGCUUCCUUCCCGUUCCCCCGCGGCUGCUCGCGGCUCCCCCGUCGCCGCCCGCGCCCGCGCCCGCGCCCGCGCCGCUCACCGCCGCGGUCCCGGCCGGCUCCAGCCCCCAGCGCCUGGCCCGCGUCGCGCCCGCUGCGCCGGCCCGCUCACUUCCGGUUCCCGGGGGCGGGGCCGCAUCCGGGACCGCGCGAGGCCACGCCCCCUGCGGGCGCGCGCCGGCCGCCCGGCGAGCCUGGCCCUCCUGGGUCCACCCGCACCGGCCGCACCUCCCUCGCCGUCCUCCCACCUCCCGUCCCGGCCUUCCACCCGCCCUCCACCCCGCGCCCCUGCCCGCCCUCCACCCGCCCUCCACCCCGCGCCCCUGCCCGCCCUCCACCCCGCGCCCCCGCCCGCCCUCCACCCGCCCUCCACCCCGCGCCCCCGCCCGCCCUCCACCCGCCCUCCACCCCGCGCCCCUGCCCGCCCUCCACCCGCCCUCCACCCCGCGCCCCUGCCCGCCCUCCACCCGCCCUCCACCCCGCGCCCCUGCCCGCCCUCCACCCCGCGCCCCCGCCCGCCCUCCACCCGCCCUCCACCCCGCGCCCCUGCCCGCCCUCCACCCGCCCUCCAUCCCGCGCCCCUGCCCGCCCUCCACCCCGCGCCCCCGCCCGCCCUCCACCCCGCGCCCCCGCCCGCCCUCCACCCGCCCUCCACCCCGCGCCCCCGCCCGCCCUCCACCCGCCCUCCACCCCGCGCCCCCGCCCGCCCUCCACCCGCCCUCCACCCCGCGCCCCCGCCCGCCCUCCACCCGCCCUCCACCCCGCGCCCCGCCCGCCCUCCACCCGCCCUCCACCCCGCGCCCCUGCCCGCCCUCCACCCCGCUCCCCUGCCCGCCCUCCACCCCGCGCCCCUGCCCGCCCUGCACCCCGCGCCCCUGCCCGCCCUCCACCCCGCGCCCCUGCCCGCCCUCCACCUGCCCUCCACCCUGCGCCCCUGCCCGCCCUCCAUCCAUCCUCUACCCCGCGCCCCUGCCCGCCCUCCAUCCACCCUGCACCCCGCGCCCCUGCCCGCUCUCCACCCUCCACCUCACCCACCCGUCCACAAAAGGCCUGA